AUGGCUGGCGCUCGGCUGGAAGGGGGGCUCGCCGCGGGCCGCCGCUCCUGGGCUCGCCUCCCUGGAAGGCGCCGCUGCCAGCCGUCUCCAAAGCCGCCCGGUGCCCAGGCGCCGCGUGCCGCGCUGUCUCCUCCCGCCUCGCCGGUGAAGUGUACCCAGGAGACAAAAAUCUCAUGGGAACAGCUCAAGGGCCCGAAGCUACUCAAAUUCCAUAAGCCAGGUGAGAACUACAAGACAGAAGGUUACGUUGUCACGCCCAACACCAUGAGCCUGCUGAAGCGGCAUUUGGAGAUCACAGGCGGACAGGUGCGCACACGCUUCCCACCAGAACCGAACGGCAUCCUGCACAUCGGUCACGCAAAAGCCAUCAAUUUCAACUUUGGCUUUGCCAAGGCCAAUGAUGGGAUCUGCUUCCUGCGCUAUGACGACACAAACCCUGAAAAGGAAGAGGAGAAGUAUUUUACAGCCAUCCGAGACAUAGUGGAGUGGCUAGGAUACACCCCCUACGCAGUGACGCAUGCCUCGGACAACUUCGACCAGUUGUACGCCUGGGGUGUGGAUCUCAUCCGAAGGGGUCAUGCUUAUGUGUGCCACCAGAAGGUGGAAGAAAUCAAAGGACGUAACCCACCCCCUUCUCCGUGGCGGGACAGGCCAGUAGAGGAGUCGCUUCUGCUUUUUGAGGACAUGCGCAAAGGGAAGUUUGCGGAGGGCGAGGCCACGCUGCGCAUGAAGCUGGUGAUGGAAGAUGGAAAGAUGGACCCUGUAGCUUACCGCAUCAAGUACACCCCCCACCACCGCAGUGGAGAUAAGUGGUAUGUGCUGGUUGUUAUCACCCGGCUGGCCAAAUGCCUGGCGGAACAGGUCCCUUUUUACAGGCCCUCCGGAAACUUUGCGCAACUCGCGCAGGGCCUCUAA
Sphaerodactylus townsendi is the source of this 915-nucleotide messenger RNA. RefSeq names its product glutaminyl-tRNA synthetase 1 (gene QARS1). The record is from RefSeq and is a predicted model, not a curated record. Gene Ontology annotation, molecular function: glutamine-tRNA ligase activity; ATP binding. Bases 1 to 915 code for a protein of 304 amino acids. The transcript has 9 exons. NCBI's taxonomy places the organism in Eukaryota, Metazoa, Chordata, Lepidosauria, Squamata, Sphaerodactylidae. Gene Ontology annotation, biological process: glutaminyl-tRNA aminoacylation. Gene Ontology annotation, cellular component: aminoacyl-tRNA synthetase multienzyme complex; cytoplasm; cytosol.